Messenger RNA from Punica granatum (pomegranate), 1126 nucleotides. Lineage: Eukaryota; Viridiplantae; Streptophyta; Magnoliopsida; Myrtales; Lythraceae. The record is from RefSeq and is a predicted model, not a curated record.
GAGCUUGCCCAAGACAUCUGUGUCACACCUCACCUGGUCUCAACAACACCCUCAUCCCUUCUCUCUCUCCUCAGCCCCUGCUUCCUCCUCAUCUUCGAGCCCGGAGCUCUGAACACCUCCUCCGCCUCCUCCUCCUUCAUCUUCUUCUUGUUCGAUUUACAGAGAGAUCCAGCCAGGUGAUGGGGAGAGAGAUUGUGAGCGCCGAGCAGGACUUACAGCAGGGGCACAACGACAGCACCGACAACAGCUACCCCGAGCCCCCUCUUUUGGCCCUCAACCACGUCUCCUUCGUCUGCAAGUCCGUCCCCCACUCUGUCCGCUUCUACGAGGAAGUCCUCGGCUUCGUCCUCAUCAAGCGCCCAGAGUCCUUCAACUUCGAGGGUGCCUGGUUGUUCAAUUAUGGAAUUGGGAUCCAUUUGCUUGAGAUGGAAAAUGUCCCGGUGAAGAAAGGGAAGAUUAACCCGAAGGACAACCACAUCUCAUUCCAGUGCUACGACAUGAAACGGUUGAUAAGGAAGCUUGAGGACAUGAACAUUGAGUACGUGACUGCUGUCGUGGAAGACAGCGGAAUCAAGGUUGACCAGCUCUUCUUUCAUGACCCGGACGGUUACAUGAUCGAGAUCUGUAACUGCGAGAACUUGCCCGUUCUCCCGAUCUCUUCGUGCCCUCUCAAGCUCUCCAGCACUGAGAGGAGCCCGGUUCCUUCCCCUUUAUAUGCAAAGAGGACCUCCGACAUACGAUGCGCCAUCGAAGUAGCAACAGUGAUGAUGGAGAACUUGAUGUUGAACAUGAUGGAUAUUUCCAUCUGAAGAGGUCUCCGGAUAGAUUGUGAAGCCGGUUCGAAGCAAUUUUGGCCGAGCAUUUUGGAGGAUGCAUCAGCCGUAUGUGUAUAGGACAUAUACCUGCUCUACCAUCCAAAUUUCGUGCUCCUGUCAACUCUUAGAAGUCUCGAAUUAAAUUGAAGUGUAAUGUUGUAAAGAAAAAAAAAAGGGCUCCAUUGAGAGUAUAAGUUUAAGUGCAGAUUCAGUUCUUGCACAUAUAUAUUUUCUGUUUGAUUGUUUGUGUUACUUAAAAUUGGUUGAUUCUGUAUCCAUUUAUAUAUAAGUCCACUUUUGUUCCGGUGUCA